Messenger RNA from Naegleria lovaniensis, 2526 nucleotides. RefSeq lists its product as uncharacterized. Bases 1 to 2526 code for a protein of 841 amino acids. The transcript has 5 exons. The record is from RefSeq and is a predicted model, not a curated record. NCBI's taxonomy places the organism in Eukaryota, Heterolobosea, Eutetramitea, Acrasida, Naegleriidae.
AUGCCAAGAAAGAAAAAACAACCAGUCAAAGAAGAUGAAGACGUCAUGAUGGAAGAAGAAGAAGAAAAAUCGGACGAUGAGCACGUAGAGGCUGUUGUGGAAGAACCAAAUUUUAUGAUUGAUGAUUCUGAUGAAAUCAAACCAUUCACUAACGAUUAUGAUUUUAUUAUUCAGUUUGAUUCUCUUGAAAAGUUACCGGAAGAUGUGGUUUUUGAAAUUUUCACCUUCUUGCCUGCUGUUCCCUACUACUUUUCAUUGCAACGAUUGAGCAAGUAUUAUCAGAGAAAGUUUAAAUUUGCCCUAUCCAAGAGCCAACAUUUAGAUUUGUCUUCCAUGCAGUUUGCUACCUGGAUGCACUCACGAGAUCCGAAAUUGAAAAAUGUGUAUGAUCUAAUUGAUAGCUGCAAGGAUUGUUUAAAGUCAAUCAAGUUACCAAGGCUCUAUCUGGAACAGGACGCUUGCAAAAAUCAAAUAUUGACUCCGUGUACACAGUUGAACGAGAUUACUUUUGUAUUUCCCACCCAAUACUUUACACAAUUAUUUAGCAAUCAAUAUGGUAGAGGCUAUUAUUAUGCAGGCUAUGCUUCUGAUAUGCCAGACCACGAUAAAACCAAUAGAAACGUUUGGUCGAAUAGUUUGAAAGUGUUGAAUAUACUUGGCUUGGAAAAGCCUAGAAAGAGCAGACGGCACGCCACUUACAAUUUUAAUGCAGCCGCACUGAAGCAUAUUUUAGAACGUUUUCCAGCUCUUGCAGAAAUUAAUUUUAUAUUUUCCAGUUAUCAAGAAAGGGAUUUGAGAUCAUUGUUCGAUCGAAUUAAGGAAAGCAGAAAGCAGUUGUUGAGUUUCAGAGAAUCCAAAACUAAAUCAACAAUUCCCUAUAUUUCGGGAAAUUGGUAUGAAGAGGCUGCUGGAUACAUUGACUUUGAGUUUAACCAAGAUUUGAAAAUCAAUGUGAUUGGAAACAUUGGAAGGCUGAACACAUUAGAGGCUGCCAAGACUCUGUGCGAAAAGUACAACAUUAACCCCAAUACUGAGCUCUCGUUAACUUUCAGUAACGCCACAUAUUCGGGCACCUUACUCGAUCAGAUCAUUGGCAAGAAGGUAGCAUACAAACAAAAGCACCAAAUUAUAGCAUACUUACUUGCACAAGGAAGUCAAUUAACCAAGUUAUCAUGUAAUUCUUGGAUGGGUUUGCUCUCUCAAAAGAAUGGAAAGAUAGAGCAACUAUUGGCCGAAAUUACCAAAUAUGCAAAAAAACAUUAUUCUGGAAAAAUGAUGACCCAUACAACAUUUUCUCAAUUAAUGCAAAUUUGUCACAAGAAGCAGAUACCCAUUGCAAGAUCUUUAGAAGUCAUGUAUGAAAAUGGCUGGAGUGAUUUGAAUGAUCCUGACAAUGACUAUGUGUCUGCAGCCAUUUUAAAUAAGGAUGUUCUUGAGUUUAUGGUUGAAAAAGCAGGUUGUUCAUUAACCAAUUUGAAGGAUUGCCCCCAUGGAACAGCUCUUAUGGCUUGCUUUGAGCAAAAUCUAAACUCUCUACCUGUUGUAUUGAGUAAAGUUCCAGAGCAAUUAUCAGCAUUGGUUGGGCCGGACACCUUUACAAAUCGUCCUACUGCAUUCAUACGAGCUAUUAGAAGUUCAACAGCGAUUCCAGACGUGGUGAUUCAGCACAUUUUAGACAAUUAUUCGGAUCAUAUUGACUUUGACAUGAAAUGUGAAGGAACCAAAGACACUCUACUUCAUGAAAUGAUUUCAGCUCAAAGAACAGAAUGCGUCAGAACACUUUUAGCUGUACUCAAAGAAAAGGAAAAACUUGAAGGAAUUAUUAAUGCAAAAAAUUCCAAGGACGAGACACCACUCUUUUUGGCAUGUAGUUAUAGAUUUAUUCAAUUAGCUGUGGACAUGGUCAAGAACUAUGGAGCAGAUCCAAAUAUUUUGAACGAGACAAGUAUGGAAUAUCCUUAUGAAAGAGCAAAAGCAGGAGGUUUCUUCGUUCCCAGCACUGGAUUUACAAUCUCAUCGGCUCUGAUUUCAAUUCCAGAUGAGCUAAAACCUGAGAAACCAUUGUCGAAAGAAAAAAGACAAGCCAUGGCACUUAAAAAACUUCAAAAGAAAUAUGAGGAAAAGAACAAUGAGAAGAAUGAUACAUCUGAAGAACAACAGCCCUUGGAUGAAGAUGAAGAUGAUGAUGAUGAAAGCAAACCAAGAAGAUCCAAGAGAAAGUCAGCUCGUAAUCGAAAAACAUACACAGACGACGUUAUGGAUACAUUAUCUGCAGAAGAGCAAGAAGAAGAGGAAGAAAAACCGAAAAAGACUAAGGGAAGAAAGAAGAAGGCUGCAAAGGCAAGCGAAGACGAGGAAAGCGAGAAGGAAGAAACUCCAAAAAAGAAAAAAGCUGCCUCCAAACGUAAAAAAGAAGAAGAAACAAACGAAGAUGAAAACGAGAAUGAGGAAAAUGCUGAGGAGGAAGAACAACCAAAAAAGAAGAAGAAACAAACCAAGCCUCGUACCUCGCGUAAAAAGAAAUAA